UUGUCCCUCUGGUUAGAAUUAUAGUAACACUUGUACAAUUUAGUGUUUCCUUUUUUCUAGAGAAAGAGGAGUUUAAUAUUGUUAGUACUAUUUCUAUCAGCGAGAUUAUCAAUAAAACUAAAAAUAUUUUAUUGGAUUUUUAAUGAUUUAAUACCAAUGGCAAGUAAUCGACAGAACUUUGAUCGUGCUAACGAACUGUCACAACAGGCUAAGCUGAUUGAAAAGAAAAGGCAAGAAAUUCAAAAGAAAUUGGAAGAGAAAAAGGUAGACCAGUUAGGCCUAACAUUAACAACAGCGCUACAGAAGCAUUCGGCCUCAAAAUCAAAUAUGAAUGCAAGAAACAGUGAACAGUCAUAUGAGGUAUCUAAAAGUAAAACUGAAACAUUUCAUCAGACCUGUAAUAUAAAAUCUACUUCGCUACCUUCAGGACAAGAUUCGACACAACAUGAAUUGGCACCAGUGGCAAUGACUAACAUUAGUAACACUAACACUGUUGUUGCUAAUGUUAGUUUUAACACUAGCAACCAAAGUGAUAAACUACAUGUGCCAGCUGCUGGGGAUCUUUUUAAAAAUGAUGGGAGUUUUCUAGAGAGAUUUAAACAGUUACAAGCAGAAAAGGAUAAACCUGGAGAUGAUAAAACAAAGGGAAUUUCCAUGAUAUUAGCUCCAAACACCAGUAAAGUCCUGAAGCCAUCUUCUGUUGUUGACAUACUCGACGAUAAUGAAGAAGAGAGCACGGUUGAAAAAGAUAGAGUGUUUCCUCUUGCGUGUUAUAUCAGAAUAAUGAACAGAGAAUCUGAUAGCCUGCUUCUAGUCUCUUCACUAGAGGAUAACAAGUCCUGUCAAGCUGUUGAGAGGGUUGCCAUAUCUGUUGCUGUCAAUGGCCAAGGUGCUGAAGAAGCAGCUCGCACAGCUAAUAUUGAUAAUCCUGCCUUUAAUUUCUUGAAUAACAAGCAAAGCUUCACAUACAAGUAUUUUCUCCAGAGAGUUAAAGAACUUACUCAAGCCAAGAAGAGGGCUGAAGCUAGUGGAAGUAUUAAAACAGAAGGAAAAUCCAGAUCAGAAUUUAAUAGUGAUAGUGACAGUAAUAGUAACAGUGAUGAGCCAAAGAGAAAAAAGAAACGUCUAAGUCGAUGGGGACCUCAAGACAAGACCUUGCCAGCACCUGGAGUGGCUGGAGUGCUAACAACUGGAAUAAUGAAUUCUCACUUUCCAGAAUUUGUUAAGCAUGAUCAAGGUUUGAUCAAAUAUGCAGUCCAAGUGUUUGGUAGAACAGAUCUGACACUAGAACAGUGGAAACAAUUGGAGGAUCAAAGGAAGAUGAGUGUUCUGUACCAAAUGAUGGAAGCUAAGCAAAAACAGAAUGAACAGCUAAGAAAAGCUGGAAAGGUUAGGUAUGAUUAUGACUCUGAUGAAGAAACAGAAGGAGGUACAUGGGAACACAAAAAACGUGCUGUGGAAAUGGAAAAGACAAAAGCUGUAGCAGAAGAACUCACUGAGUUUGGAAAAGGCAAACAUCACAUUGGAGAUUUCCUUCCUCCGGAUGAAUUAGAACGGUUCAUGGAAAAGUGGGAUGCAAUGAAAGAAGGACGUGCCCCUGACUUGUCUGACUAUAAAGACUUUAAGCUGAAAGAAGAUAACAUUGGGUUUCAAAUGUUACAGAAGUUAGGUUGGACAGAAGGCCAAGGUUUGGGAGCUGAUGGUUCUGGAAUCGUAGCACCUGUUAAUAAGGCAACAGCUCCGGUGGAGAAAGCAGGAUUUGGACAGGGGCGUCCUGAAGAAGUUAGUGUUGGAGAUGAUGAGUAUGAAGCCUACAGAAAACGAAUGAUGUUGGCCUACAGAUUUCGUCCAAAUCCUCUUAACAACCCAAGGAGGCCAUACUAUUGAAAACUUAGUGUUGCACAGUACCUUUUAUUUUCUUUAGCAUGCUAUUCAGUAUAACAUUCAAUACAGUAUUCCUAAUGUAUAUUUGUUUUUGUCCAUACUCAGGUCCUUAAUUUUCUGAAGGAUUUGUUACAAUUACAUAUUAAAUUCAACACUGUUUUUCUUUUACAAUUAAACUUUAAAAAAAAACAAUAUAUGAUUAUAAUACAAAUUUUGUUCUAGUUGUUGAGAGCAAGUGACUUUCUAAUUUGAUUGUUUCUUCACUUAUGUAUUCCCUUAAAGUAUUUGGUUCUUUUUCCAAAAAUAUCCUUUAGAUUUCAUCUAUAUGGUAUUUGUGAAUGAUGUUCUGUAUAAAAUUUAGAUUUUCUGGUUACUAGAAUUGCCCAUUUUAGUGGGGAAGAAAAGAAAAAAUGAGAAUUGGUCUAUUCUUCAGUUUGCCAAAUGUUAAUAUCAGUUACAGGUUUUAGAAUCAGUAAACCUAUACAGAAUCAGACCUGUUUUAGUAUUGAACUGCAGUUUAUGUGUAAUGUAUUUGUAAUGCUCUCAUUUUUAAUUUCUGAUUGUUGUAUUUUUCCUCUUAUUUAAAUUCUGACCAUAUUUUAACAGUAUUCUAUAAGAACUGCUCAUUGCAAAUACAAUAACAUAUCAUUUGUCUGUAAGUUGUUUGAUAUCACUGUUCCUCACUUGAUAUGAGUAAGAAAAAGAAAAAACACUUUGCAUCUCCAGAUACAAAAUUAUUAAUUCUUAAAUAUUUUACAGCAGACAUUCUUUUUGAAAAAUUAUUGUAUAUCUUAUCACCAAAGUUGUUUAUAUAAAUAGAAAAGAAAUAUAAGACCCAGUCUGUUCUUCAAUUUCACACAUUUCAUUGGAUUAGACUAAUUUUGAGGAGUUGCACCUCUCAUCAAUAACUUUUCAUAUGGCUACAAAAUUGUUGUAUUUUAUAAAUGACAUUACAAGCAGCAUAAAUAUAAUAUACAGCUCACCACUAUAGAGGUCUGUUUGUUUGUUUUGGUUUGCCCCUGUUCAAGGUUAAUGGAAGGAAUGGAAUUCCUUGAAGCUGCUCUUAGUAACUUGGCAAACUUAAGAUUAUGGCCUCCAAAUUCUCUUUUGUCAAAAUGCACAAUUUUAAUAACAAAGAAAAUUAAAAACUUUGGAAAAUGAGUUUGUUUAUUGUUGUUUUCAAUAAAUUAUAAUGGAUCUGUAGGCAUUGUCAUAGAUAUAAACGAAACACAGGGAUGAUUAAUGUAAGUAGUGCCUGGUAACCUUCUCAGAAGAUUUCUUGAAACUGAUAUUUUUUCCUUACUUCAUUUCUAACAUAUCUUGAUACAUACAUCAUUUCACAAGCUACUGUCUGUGCUUUUUAGUUUCAUAUUCUUUGCUUUAACAAUUAAAUUUCCAAGAUUAAUUUGGUUUUUAAUUUGCUGUUCUACAUAUUGUUCAAGUAGAAUACAGUAUGUAUGAUAUCACUAGUUACAAUUUAGCAUAACAAAUGAAAUAUGUAAUAAUCUUAGGACUUCAAUAAUUUUUUGUUUUUCUUGUUAGACUUAUUAGCUUCUUCAAUAUCAAUAUGUCAUUUUUGCUGCUCCAAGAUAUAGAUAGUAAAGUACAUGGUUAAAUCACCCAGACAAGUUCAUCCAGUUCAAAUAAAUAAAUUUUGAUAUCAA
Limulus polyphemus (Atlantic horseshoe crab) is the source of this 3548-nucleotide messenger RNA. Its product is annotated as SURP and G-patch domain-containing protein 1-like. NCBI's taxonomy places the organism in Eukaryota, Metazoa, Arthropoda, Merostomata, Xiphosura, Limulidae. Gene Ontology annotation, biological process: RNA processing. The record is from RefSeq and is a predicted model, not a curated record. Gene Ontology annotation, cellular component: nucleoplasm. The transcript is spliced from 13 exons. Bases 157 to 1887 code for a protein of 576 amino acids. Gene Ontology annotation, molecular function: RNA binding.